Molecule: messenger RNA, 3168 nt
Organism: Sebastes umbrosus (honeycomb rockfish)
Lineage: Eukaryota; Metazoa; Chordata; Actinopteri; Perciformes; Sebastidae
Gene: rtkn2a
Product: rhotekin 2a
Exons: 14
Coding region: 141-2345 (734 amino acids)
Biological process (GO): hemopoiesis; positive regulation of cell population proliferation; signal transduction
Source: RefSeq, a predicted model, not a curated record
UGUUUAUUUACCUGACAGUAUCGUCAUGGCGGCAGACUUUGUGUCACAAAUCGAGCCCCCCCUGUCCGUUGGAGGGGCGUUGUCAGUUGGAGCAGGAAUGUGCAGCUCGUGCUGUUGCUAGUAGCGAAUAGACGGACAUCAUGGAGGAGCCGCGGGACGUUCAAACCGUUCAAACUACCGGGAGAAACGGGAGAAACGGGAGCUGCAGGUCGUUGUUCUCGGCCGGUUCCUCGGUGGCUAUGGAGAUUAAACGGAAGAAAAUAAGACAAAGCACAUUGUUCCUGCAGACAGAGACCAAAAGCAUGAGGCGAUGCCCAAGUCUUCUGAAUGACAGUCUGCAGAUAGUAGAGGAUAUGAAUAUGUUGUACAUACGACAGAUUUCUAGGAAGCUACAGAACACCAACAUACAAGAAAAGCUUGACUUUGAGAUUCGAAUGCGGGAGGGCGCCUACAAGCUGCUGCUCGCCUGCAGUAAGAGAGAACAGGUUCUUAACGCCUCCAAGAACCUGCUGACCUGUAACACCAGGAUCAAGGCUUAUCUCACGCAGCUGCGGAGGAAGAAAGAGGAGCAGGACAUGAUGGGAGCAGUCAUGAGAUUUUCAGAUCCAGUUUCAGAUGACCAUGUGCCCUGUAAUGGAACUAUUGCAAUGUCUGGGCUGCGCAUUCCUUUGAUGUGGAGGGAUUCAGCCUACUUUAACAACAGAGGGAGCUCCCGUCGAGUGGCGGUGUUCUGUGUGAUGCAGAUCGGCUCAGAGGUGUUUGACACAGAAAUGGUGGUGGUGGACAGAUCAGUUACUGACAUCUGCUUUGAGGGAAUCACCGUCUUUAAAGAAGCAGUUCCUCAGUUUGAGCUGAAGGUGGAGCUGUGGAGCUGUGCCCUGGAGGAAGAGCUCACGUUGGUAAAUACACCAAAGAAACUGGCCAAGAGGCUCCGCAGCUCCUUUGGAAAGACAGCUGGGAAGAAGCUGUGCCCUCUGCUGGACAGCCCAGACCCCGACACCUUCCUGCAGUACAACCCCAUACCCAUUGGAGCCAAGUACAGCCUGCUGGCCUACACUACGCUGUGUCUGCCCGAGGCUGAAGGCAGCUUCCAGUCUCACUCACUCAUGGUCCUCCAAGAUGCUGAGUGGUCAUCUUGGCUUCCGCUUUAUGGCAACCUCUGCUGCCGGUUGGCGGCCCAGCCUGUGUGCAUGACACAGAGCAUGAUGACCGGCUACCUGAGUCAGAAGCAAAGUGUGGAGGGGAUGUACCGCUGCUGCCGUCUUUACUGUGUGCUGAGUGCUGGCGUUUUGUCCUGUUACUUCACCCCAGAAGAAAUUGAUGCUAAAGUGCAGCCCACUCUCAACGUACCCAUCAACAAGGACACCCGGAUACGUGUGAUGGAGAAGGAGUCAGCAGGCCAAAAAUCCAGGAGUCUGGCCAUCAUCAACCCUUCACCAGAGGGGUCUGAGACCACCGUCUUCACCACAGAAAGCAGCGAGGAGCUGGAGGACUGGUUGGAAGCCCUCCACCAGCACCUCUAUGAUCAGAGCCAGUGGCUGCAGUGCUGCAAGCAGCUAAUGAAGAUCGAGGUCGCGUCACCACGGAAACCAUCACUCUUCCUCACCAAGCAGGCUGACUCUGUUUACAAUGACCUCAGUAUAAAUUCACCUGGCAAGUUUGAGAGCAUCACAGACAUUAUCCACAACAAGAUAGAGGAGACGGAUGGCCGCUUUCUGAUUGGUCCUGAAGAGGAGAAGGAAACGCCAAAUUGGUCCACUCUGUUUGACGGGUCCCAUUCAGUGGUAGUGCAGAAGGGUAUUCUGUCCCAGAGCAAAACCUCCACCCCUUGUUCAAGCCCCAACCCCAACACCAGCUCUACAUCCAUCGGCAACAAGAAGCGCCGCGCCCCACCACCUCCCCCUGACAGAGAGCCUUAUGCUCCUCCCAGCCGCCCUACCAGACCUCCCCUCCCUGUUUCUCUUCAUCAUCCUCCUCCUCCUCCUCCCUCAUACCAGGAGAAGGAGAACUCCGGCACUUGCACUUCACGCCCGGCCACAAGGUCCAAAACGGGCAGACCAUCUCUGGAUGCCAAAUUCUCUGCCAUGAUCCAGCAGCUCCAGAGAAGCAACGCCGGAGGAGCCGGAGCCCUCAGCCGCAAAAACGCUCCACUGGGCGUCCUCGAUGUACAACCACAAAGUCAGCCGCAGCCUCCUCUCCAGCAGCUGGAGUACCAGAAGCAGCACACUGAAGCCACAGGUGAGCACGGCUUCCUCAGACCAAGUCACGGUCCAGGUCCUGUUCCUGCACCAAGGAGCAAACUGAGGAAGUCUUUCAGAGAGAGGAUGAACCUUAAAGCCUUGUGACCUCAACCUUCAACAAUAACUUGAUUCAACCAACUAACCACUAACCUUACCACUAAUACAAAUAACCACAAUAACAGUUAGAACUUUCCAACUGGGCUCAUUGAUGAAAUCAGAUAUCACAAAAUAUUUGACUGCACCUCUAAUAGCAAUAAUGUGAUAUUUUGGCCUUGACUGAUGGUGUGGGUCUUCAACAUUUAAAGGAAUAGUUCAACAAUUUGGAAAAUGUGAUUUCUUGUCGAAAGUUAGAUGAAAAGACCGAUACCACUCUCAUCUGUCCACUAAAUAUGAAGCUGGAGCCAGGAGACGGUUAGCUUAGAUUAGCAUGGAAAUAGGGGGAAACGGCUAGCAUGGCUCUGUCCAAAGGCAGUAAAAUCGACCUACCAACACCUCUAAAUUUCACUAAUUAACACAUAUCUCAUUUCUGUAAUCCAAAAACUGAACUGUAAAAAUUACACAUUGCGAUUUUAUUAGCUGUUCAAAUGCCGCGCUUAAAAGCGCGUGGAAAAUGGUAGCCGUGCUGCUUUCAUCCAAGGUGUCACGCCUGCCAUUACUAAGCAACCAAAACCUGUAUGCUGCGAUGAUGAUGAUGAUGAUGAAGUUGCCGUAAUUUAGCAGUAAGCUGCUGGAUUUCUAACCAUCUCCGGGCUCCGACUUCAUAUUGAGAUAAUGGAUUUUAAAAAAGUGCUAUCGAUCUUCUCAUUGUAUUUCCCAAAAUGUCGACCUAUUUCUUUAACCUAAAGGACGGUGGGUGACCUGGUCUCUCAAAAAAAAAGAUCCUCACAAUGUCCAUCAUGACGACCCAAAUCCCAGUUGACACCUCAUA